CUGUGAUCUAUCUUGAUACAGUCAAUCAAUUUCUAGUUUCCGCUAGUCUAACCAAGUCAGACCUUGAAACAAGGAAGACGGUCGUUCCUUCUUUAUGAUAUCAAGGGUUUCUGCAGGGAAUCUUCAUUAUGAGGCUCAUAAUGAAGUUCAUCUGACACUGGGCGGUGAUUAUCUCCACUUGUCACUCUGUCCAUCAUGGCGAACCAGUUGGCCCUCCCUACUCUCGAUAAACUUGGAAGUUCAGUUUCUCCCGAUGUCGACGUUCAAGCGGUAGCCAGUCAAUGGUUCUCAGCUUUUACAGAUGCGAUUCAAUCAAAAAACGUGCCAGCAAUCAUAGAUCUCCUUGUCGAUGAUGUCUUCUGGCGCGAUAUCCUGGCCCUCACAUGGGACUUUCAUACCUUCCAAAGCACCCCUGCUGUUGAAAAAUUCCUCACAGAUCAACUCCCACUGUUUACUUUGUCUUCUUUCACACUCAAGAAAGAUCUUGUAGAGCUUCAGAGACCAUACCCCGAUCUCGCGUGGAUUCAGGCAUUUUUUGACUUUGAAACUACAGUCGGUAUUGCCUCUGGGGUGUUCAGGCUUGUACCACUUGCGGAUGGUUCAUGGAAGGCCCAUACGGUCUUCACGAACUUGGAAGAUCUCAAAGGUUUUCCUGAACAGAACGGUCCCAGGCGGAACCACCAGCCAAACCAUGGAAAGUGGGCUGCGAAGCGUGCACGUGAGAUUGAAUGUUUCGAUGAAGAACCCAGCGUCAUAAUUAUAGGAGGUGGGCAGAGCGGGCUUGACGUUGCAGCGCGGCUUAAGAUGCUUGGCAUGAAGAGUCUAGUGGUGGAGAAGAACGAGAGAAUCGGUGAUAAUUGGAGGAAGCGUUAUGCAGCGCUGUGUAUCAACAAUCCCGUCUGGUAUGACCACAUGCCAUACAUUCCCUUCCCCUCCUCGUGGCCUGUAUAUACCCCUGCGCUGAAAUUCGCAGAUUGGCUGGAAUCAUAUGCACACAGUAUGGAGCUCGAUGUUUGGACCAGUGCCACCGUGAUGUCCGUCAUUCCGGGUACGAAGGGAAAGAAAUGGAGUGUCGCAGUGCAACGUGCAGACGGAAGGGAGCGGACCUUUGAGGUCAAUCAUGUCGUGUUCGCCUUGGGCUUUGGCAGUGGUAUGGCAAAAACACCGGAUAUCCCAGGGCAGGACGAGUUCAAGGGGCAGAUAUUGCAUUCCAGUAAACACAACCUUGCGACUGAUCACGCAGGAAAAAAGGUUGUCGUUGUUGGGGCGUGUACGUCUGGUCACGACAUAUGUGCUGACUACGCUAAAAAUGGCAUCGAUGUGACCAUGGUUCAACGCAGCCCGACUUACAUCAUGACCAGUAAGGAGGGUAUGCCGAGGUUGAUGGCGAUGUUCUGGGAGGAUGGCCCUCCCACUGAUAUCGCAGAUCGUGUGGGCGCGUCUUACCCGAAUUUUCUGAUCAAGUUACUGCACCAACGCCUUACGAAGGAGAUUGCUGAGGCGGAUAAGGAGCUUCUUGACGGGCUGCAAAGACAGGGCUUCAAGUUAACAUUUGGCGAGGAUGGCUGUGGUUUUCUGUUUAUGCUAUGGAGUACUGGAGGAGGAUAUUAUGUCGACUUUGGAGCUUCACAGAUGAUCGUGGAUGGGAAGAUCAAACUCAAGAGCGAUGGGCCAAUCUCGCACUUUACACAGACAGGUUUACUUUUCGAAGACGGUUCUAUUCUUGAUGCGGACGUGGUGGUCUUCGCUACCGGCUACGCUGAUGCACGUGCUGCCUAUCGUGCGCUACUUCGGAGUCCUUGCAUGACAAGUUGUAUCCUAUCUGGGGCCUUGACAAAGAAGGAGAGUUGAACAGCGUCUGGCGCGAAAUCGGUGGGCGCGGCAAGGAGGGGGAAGCACUG
Molecule: messenger RNA, 1901 nt
Organism: Suillus paluster
Lineage: Eukaryota; Fungi; Basidiomycota; Agaricomycetes; Boletales; Suillaceae
Product: FAD/NAD(P)-binding domain-containing protein
Exons: 11
Coding region: 196-1851 (551 amino acids)
Molecular function (GO): flavin adenine dinucleotide binding; N,N-dimethylaniline monooxygenase activity; NADP binding
Source: RefSeq, a predicted model, not a curated record